AUGGAUGGACGGAAGGGUUUUGAUACCGUAUCGGGCAAAACAAAAACGGAUGAAUCUGGCCUGUUGGUUUUUUGUUCUUGUUUUUCUUUUCUGCAAGUCUUUUUGGUUUAUCUUUUUUACCACUUUGAAGUUACAAGUAACGGAGCAUUAGCAUGGCAAAAGGCGGGCAAAGCGAUGGAUUACACACACUACACUCAGGAUGGACGGGCUCAAUUUCUACACCCUUUUUCUUUUUGCAACAAAGCUAACAUUCGGUUUAUCAAUGUGGGGUUUUUUGUCACACAUCAAGGGGAGUCUUUUCCUGAAACACCGUUGGUUGAACUUUCUCUGGGCUGCUGGACUGGAACUGGAACUGAACUUUACUGGACUGGGAUUACAAAGCAUUGUGUCAACUUUUCCCAGCGCGUGUACUCGUGCUUGCGAGAUUUUCUGAGUGCAGGCUAUGCAUUGCUGCAUGUCCUGGACACGGUAGAGGAAUCGAAGAGCCUUUGGAAUGCGGAGGAAUGGCGGUAUUAUGAUUACUUACCUGAUCUGGAAUACAGGGUGGUGAGGGUGCCUGCUAGUAGGGUUGGGUAUAUGGUGCCGCCGUCGGAGUUGGUUUGUCUCGCGGGGUGAGUAAUGGGACGGGUGAUGAGUGACAGAAGUUGGUAUUCACAGAGUUUUGUGGUUCUUGUGUUACUAUCUCUGUUGUUGUGGGACUGAAAUGUAACAUUUAGCAUGUAUCGAUGUAUGUUGAGGAGUAAAUAAACAGGUUGUUGAUGGACUGAGGAUGUUUGCCAGCACAAUUUCAGGGGUAAAUAGGGG
Messenger RNA from Podospora bellae-mahoneyi, 804 nucleotides. RefSeq lists its product as uncharacterized. The record is from RefSeq and is a predicted model, not a curated record. The transcript is spliced from 2 exons. Bases 1 to 615 code for a protein of 204 amino acids. NCBI's taxonomy places the organism in Eukaryota, Fungi, Ascomycota, Sordariomycetes, Sordariales, Podosporaceae.